CGUGGGAUUCACCGAGAAAUAGAAUAUAAAUUAAUUUCAAUCGCUUUUUGUGAUAAGAGGGUACUUAAACUUUUGUGCGAAUAUUAACCGACUUCAUGUGGAUUAUUUGCGUUGCGAGAAGCGGCAGGAACCGUGUGAUUUAUAAUUUAUUUUGCUGGUUUAAGAAACUUGAGCAGUUUAAGUUUUAAGUUCGUUACUUAAUAAUUAAAAAGUUAAAACUAUAAUAUGGAGGAGGAGGAUACGAAACAAUGUCCCAAUUGCAAGCGCGAGAUCCCCUCGGUCAACUUCACGACGCACUCCGUGCACUGCGCGCGCAACCUGCGCAACUGUCCCGUCUGCAAGGAGCCAGUGCCCGUGGCACAACUGCAAGAGCACCACGACGCGUUGCACAAAGAAGUGCCGUGUAAGAAAUGCGGCGAGAGCGUCUGCGGGACGGACCUCGAGGACCACAUACGAGAUUCCUGCGCUCAAACUAUCAAGCCAUGCAGAUAUUGCGAGUUAGAGCUGCCACGGCACGCUCUGCCCCCGCACGAGACGUACUGCGGCGCGCGCAGCGAGCAAUGCCCCGAGUGCAAGGAAUACGUCAUGAUCAAGUACCGACAGCUGCAUUUGGACUCUAACCAUGGCUUCAUUCGGCUCUCUGACGAUCCUGUGCCAAUAGAAAUCAAAGCAAAGCCGAAACCCAUCACCAACGGUUUCGUAGCCUCCACCAGUCGCCAGACCGAACCCAGGGCCAGACCUCAAACUGAGACCUCUCAGACCGGACCCACUAGACCUGACCUAACCAGACAUACUGAGACACCUCAGACCGGACCCACUAGAUCUGAACUAACCAGACAUCAGACUGAGACCUCUCAGACCGGACCCACUAGACCUGACUUAACCAGACAUAAGACUGAGACAUCUCAGACCGGACCCAUCAGAUCUGAUCUUAAAACCAGACCUCAAACUGAGAUGCGAUAUUUUCCUGGGUCAAGCCAAGACAAUAGGGGUGUUAAUGGGGUUAAUGGAGGUAGAAACAUGGAACAUAGAGCUAGCGAUAGUUCUAGAAAUGAAAGAGUAUCUAAUGUGAGAGCGAGUGGGGAGAGGAAUGGGAAGGCGAGGGUGAAGAGGACGAACGAUCAGCCGCAGAUUAAUACGAGUGUGGAGCCGAGAGAAAAGGUGCAUAAGGAGUUACCGUCUCGCGGCGCCGUCAAGAAGCGUCCAGCCCCACAGCCCCCGGCGUCCCCGGCGGACCCCAAACGUGACCUCCCUUAUUGGAGCGCACAAAAGCGAGCGCAGGACGAAGAGCGCAAGCGACAAGAAGAAACUGCUUACAACCUCUCUGUCGGUCUCCCCCCCGUCCUCUCACCAGCGGCUAAAUUGGACAAGCUACGCAAAAUGGACGCGCUCCACAACCGAGAGUUAGAAGAAGACUACUGUCACAAGCUGCGAGGCCGAGUAUGGCAACCCACAGAACCAGGGGGCCAUAGACUAGGCGAGCCUGAUAGAGUGGGCCAAGACGGACAGAUCGACGACCUAAGCCACCUGCGGCCGAUGACCGCGCAACAGUUUAUGGACAGGUUCCAAGAGCUGCAACUAGGCGGCGAGCGUCCUCUAGCCACGAACGGUGCCACGUCGCCGGGGCGCUCCGGGACCUCGCCGGGGCGCUCCGCCGCGAGCGGAGACCGCUUUAGUGAGAUCAAGUCUUCACUAAGGGAGCUGCGACGCGGGCUCAACGAGGUGACAGCACCGUACAAUUCAGCGUCAAAUGCUACCAACAAUACUAACAUAGACAGCAACCGGCUGUGCCCGCCCGACGCCGACGCCGCUGAGCUGCGGCUCCCGUGCGAGUUCUGCGGCGUCCCUAUACUAGCCGACAACUUAGUAUUACACCAGACCGGUUGCCGGCCCGACUUGACCCAGUACCGGCCGAAGAAGUCGUCCCGCUCGCGGUCCCCGCGGCCGCGCCCGCCGCGCCCCCGCACCGCCUCCGAAAUGGACGACCCCGUCAUACCGUGCGAGUUCUGCACAGAGUCGCUGCCCGUCUACCUUAUUAGUGAGCAUCAGGUAAGACGCCUACAUUGUCGCUCUUAUUAG
Cydia amplana is the source of this 2079-nucleotide messenger RNA. RefSeq lists its product as uncharacterized. Gene Ontology annotation, cellular component: mitochondrion. The record is from RefSeq and is a predicted model, not a curated record. Bases 226 to 2079 code for a protein of 617 amino acids. Gene Ontology annotation, molecular function: zinc ion binding. The transcript has 11 exons. Lineage: Eukaryota; Metazoa; Arthropoda; Insecta; Lepidoptera; Tortricidae.